AUGGGUACUCGUUGGAAGAGAAAAAAACGUAAACCGACGAAAAAGAGCAGAAUGAUGCGCCAAUUCAUACAACCAAGCCCUGAGAACACAACCGCAGGAUUGCAGUAUCUGCGAGAUAAUAUCUUUCCUGAGGGUCCCGUCGCUCUUGACUGUGAAAUGGUUGGGGUUGGUGUUGACUGCAGAAGUGCUUUAGCCAGAGUAAGCAUUGUUGCGCACGAUGGUUCUGUUCUUUACGACGUCAUAAGCCGGCCUGAAGAGAUUAUUACCGAUUACCGAACCCGUUGGAGCGGGAUACGUCCCUCAGAUAUGCAGAGAGCCAUUCCCUUCGAAUCAGUAAGAGAGCAGGUUAUGCGGAUUAUUGAAGUACGUCGUAUGUCCUGCCGAUUCAUCGGUAAUGGAUUUGCCAAUUUGUUGGGAAAACCAUCUCUCUUACAGAACCGUAUUGUGGUCGGACAUUCAUUAAAGAACGACUUCGAAGUUCUCAAAAUUGAGCACCCAAAAGACAAGAUCAGAGAUGUCUCCUCAUCUCCUCACGCAAAAGCUAGGGCUCGAAUAUCUACAAAGGGUCCUCCAGCCCUUCGCCACCUAGCCUACGUUCUGUUAGGCCUACGCAUUCAACGCAAGGAGCACAACUCCAUUGAAGACGCCCAAGCAACUAUGGCCAUCUAUCAAUUGGUAGAGAGAGAGUGGGAAGCCGAAUUAAAGAAGAAGGCAGCUAAACGAAUGCUCAGUACAAAAAGAAGUGCCGUUGAAGGCAAUACUGAGGAAAUGCGUUCUCCUUCGGCUUCCACUUUAGAAAUCGACAACUCUAAAUUGCUCUCCGACGAUGAAUACUGGACAGCAGCCGAGGAUAACGAUUCGCCAGUCUGA
Hydatigera taeniaeformis is the source of this 870-nucleotide messenger RNA. The record is from the annotation of a GenBank genome assembly. Lineage: Eukaryota; Metazoa; Platyhelminthes; Cestoda; Cyclophyllidea; Taeniidae.